This is a messenger RNA of Amphimedon queenslandica, 1266 nucleotides long. Its product is annotated as histone PARylation factor 1-like. The coding region runs from base 26 to 1246 and encodes 406 amino acids. Gene Ontology annotation, biological process: regulation of protein ADP-ribosylation; DNA damage response. The transcript is spliced from 6 exons. NCBI's taxonomy places the organism in Eukaryota, Metazoa, Porifera, Demospongiae, Haplosclerida, Niphatidae. Gene Ontology annotation, molecular function: histone binding; poly-ADP-D-ribose binding. The record is from RefSeq and is a predicted model, not a curated record. Gene Ontology annotation, cellular component: nucleus.
AAAAAAUUAAUAAUAAAAAUAAAUAAUGGCUGCAGGCGAGAGUAAACCAGAAUGCAAAUACGGCAGUGCCUGCUAUCGUAAGAACCCCCAGCACUUUAAAGACUAUUCUCAUCCAGCAGAAGACCUUUCUUUAUCUGGCCAGCAUCAUAAUAACGUAGACAAAAGCGAGGAUGUGCCUGCUAGCUUACCUGCCACUAGAAAAAGAGUUAGGUCUUUAUCAGAUAGUGGAGGUUCUUCUCAGUCGAAGCGUAAUAUGGAGCCAUUGUCUGAAGAAGGGUCUACAGAUAAAGUGAGUGUAAUUUCAAGUGAGGAUGACGUGAAGGAAAAUAUCAAAAGAAAAUUUCUUGUUCAAAUGCCAGACGACUUUUAUCAGUUUUGGGAGUUUUGUAAAAUUAUGAAACCAAGUGAUCCUUUGAAUUCACUCUCUUCUAUUGAUAUGCAGUUAGUUGGUCCUUAUCAUGAGCUUGCAGGAUUGUUGCCAGCUUCAUCCCAGUGUGUCCUUCAUUAUCGUUAUUAUUAUGAUCCUCCUGAGUUAAUAACAGUUCUUGCAAGAGAUGAGACAUCUGAAAAAAAUGUGACAGGGUACCACAUUGGUUAUUACAGGGAUGAGCCUAAUGGCGUCUCUGACACCUUUAUGGUAUGUAAUACUAGCUCUGAAGGAUGCCAACUGAAACACUGUGGUCUUAAUAUUUUUGCUGCAGUCAAGAAAGAAGUGUCUAUAGCGCUAAAGAAACCGGACUUAUCAAAGGAUUGUAGAAAGGAGCUCAAGGCAUUGGAGACUUCACUUGUUGAUAAAGGAACUGAAUUAGGACUCAAUAUGAAGGAUAUAAAGCCAUCUGGUAGAAAAACAGUUUCUGUGUGCUUCAACGGUAUUGGAAUGAAUGUACCUGUUGACCCUCAACUUGACGUAGGAUAUAGACCACUUACCAUGACCAACAGGGAGCUUCGUCAAUUACUUGACAAGAUAGUUUCAUGUAAGAAUAACAGUGCAAAGGAAAAGUUGCAAGAUUCAUUGCAGGAACUUGUUACAUUUGUCCAAUUCGCUAAUGACGAAUGCGAUUAUGGAAUGGGACUGGAACUAGGGACCGAUCUCUUCUGUCAUGGUGAUCAACAAUUCCAUGAUCUCAUACUUCAAACCCUACCACUAGCAUAUGAUUUACUGGGUAGGAAGGAAUACGGGCUAAUUAUACAAGAACACCUUAAUGACAGAAAUAAAGACCCUCUAAUUUUAAACAUUGACAAAUAAAAAACUAUUAUUCUGAUAUU